GCGCAUGCGCCCUCCGUCCAGGCUUGGCAUUUGAGGGGCCCCGCAUCUGUCCCAGAAUGUCCAGCAAAGAGGUGAAGACUGCUUUAAAAAGUGCAAGAGAUGCAAUCAGAAACAAAGAAUACAAAGAAGCUUUGAAACAUUGUAAGACAGUCUUAAAACAAGAGAAAAAUAACUAUAAUGCCUGGGUUUUUAUUGGUGUUGCUGCAGCUGAGCUAGAACAACCUGAUCAGGCCCAGGGGGCUUAUAAGAAAGCUGCUGAACUAGAGCCAGAUCAAUUACUAGCUUGGCAGGGCUUAGCAAGCUUGUAUGAAAAGUGUAACCACAUAAAUGCCAAGGAUGACUUACCUGGUGUUUACCAAAAGCUCCUGGAUCUUUAUGAAAGCGUUGACAAACAGAAGUGGUGUGAUGUCUGUAAGAAACUUGUGGAUCUGUAUUACCAAGAAAAGAAACACCUAGAGGUAGCACGAACAUGGCACAAAUUGAUAAAGACAAGGCAGGAAGAAGGUGCAGAUAAGCAAGAGCUUCAUCAACUGUGGAGGAAAUUGACUCAGUUGCUAGCUGAGAGCACAGAGGAUGAGAAUAAUGAAACCCAACAAUUGCUUUUAACUGCAUUUGAAAAUGCACUGGUCUUAUCAGAUACGAUUCCUAGUGAAGAUCACCAAAUGCUUUAUAAACAUUUCAUUCAGUGUUUAUCCAAAUUUCCCCACGAGGCUGCUAGGUUGAAGAAGGCCUGUGAAGGAAUGAUAAACAUCUAUCCUACUGUACAGUAUCCAUUAGAAGUGAUUUGUUUGCAUUUAAUUGAAUCAGGAAAUCUUACUGAUGAAGGACAUCAGUAUUGUUGUAAACUAGUGGAAAUGAAUUCAAAAAGUGGCCCAGGUCUCAUUGGCUUAGGUAUUAAGGCAAUACAAGACAAAAAGUAUGAUGAUGCUAUUAGUAAUUUAACAGAAGGAUUAAAGGCAAGCCCUCUCUGCAUAGCUGGGUGGUAUCAUCUGGCAGAAGCCCAAGUCAAAAUGCAUAGACCUAAGGAAGCUGUUCUUUCAUGUAAUCAAGCUCUGAAUCACAUAGGAAAUAUCAGUGCAUCUGGAGGCAGUUUUUAUCAGAAAAAUCUUUGUCUUCGUUUGAAAGCAGAGGCUUUGAUUAAUCUCUCUGAUUGUGAGUCUUCAGAGGAAGCAAUUCACACCCUUGAUCAGGUUUCUGAUGCAAAUAAUGUUCCAGAACUUUUGGUUCUCAAAGGUUUGGCCUAUCUGAACAAAGGUUCAUUAGAUGAAGCUACAAAGAUUAUGGAAGACCUUCUCUCUUCUUACCCUGACUUAGCUAAAGCUCAUGCUCUUGAGGCUUUGAUUCAUUUUACCAAAAAGGACUACGUCCAAGCAGAAAAGUGUUUCCACAGAGCUCUUGAGAAAGACGCUGAAGUUGCUGAAUAUCAUUACCAUCUGGGACUAACCUAUUGGUUUAUGGGUGAAGAGACAAGGAAAGAUAAAUCAAAGGCUCUUACCCACUUUCUGAAGGCUGCAAGACUGGAUACAUACAUGGGCAAGGUUUUCUGCUAUUUAGGUCAUUAUUAUAGAGAUAUAGUGGGUGACAAAACCAGAGCCCGUGGAUGUUAUAGAAAAGCAUUUGAAUUGGAUGACACCGAUGCUGAAUCUGGAGCUGCAGCAGUUGACUUAAGUGUGGAGCUAGAGGAUAUGGAAACUGCCUUAGCUAUCUUAACAACAGUAACUCAAAAAGCAAGCGCUGGAACAGCGAAGUGGGCCUGGCUUAGGCGAGGACUGUACUAUUUGAAAGCUGGUCAACAUUCUCAAGCAGUGGCUGACUUACAGGCAGCCUUAAGGGCAGACCCAAAGGACUUCAACUGUUGGGAGUCUUUAGGAGAGGCAUACUUAAGCAGAGGUGGUUAUACAACUGCUUUGAAGUCCUUCAUAAAAGCCAGUGAACUGAACCCAGAUUCCAUAUACAGUGUGUGUAAGGUUGCAGCAAUACAGCAAAUCCUAGGCAAGUAUAAGGAGGCAAUAGCCCAGUACCAGCUGAUCAUUGCCAAGAAGGAAGAUUAUGUGCCUGCCUUGAAAGGCUUGGGCGAGUGUCAUUUUAUGAUGGCUAAGGCAGCUCUAGUUGAUUACCUUGAUGGCAAAGCUGUAAACUACAUAGAAAAAGCUCUGGAAUAUUUUACUCGGGCCCUGCAACAUCGAGCUGAUGUAUCCUGCCUUUGGAAGCUAGUUGGGGAUGCUUGCACCAGCCUGCAUGCAGUUUCAUCAUCUAAAGUGAAUGUUAAUGUUUUAGGAAUUUUUCUUGGUCAGAAAGAUGGAAAACAAACAUUAAAGAAAAAUGAGCUCCUCCAUCUUGGAGGAAGGUGUUAUGGUCGGGCAUUAAAAUUGAUGUCUACAUCUAAUACCUGGUGUGAUCUUGGAAUUAAUUAUUAUCACCAAGCACAGCAUCUGGCAGAAAUAGACAGCAACACAAAUGAUGUUAAAGAAUUGCUGGAGAAGUCUUUACAUUGUCUGAAAAAGGCAGUGAGACUCGACAGUAGCAGUCACUUAUACUGGAAUGCACUUGGUGUCGUUGCAUGUUACAGUGGUGUUGAAAAUUAUGCCCUUGCUCAGCACUGUUUCAUCAAAUCCAUCCAGUCAGAACAAGUUAAUGCUGUUGCCUGGACCAACUUGGGAGUGCUGUAUCUCAUAAACGAAAACAUUGAGCAAGCUCAUGAAGCUUUCAAAAUGGCUCAGUCCCUUGAUCCAUCUUAUUUAAUGUGCUGGAUUGGACAAGCUCUUAUUGCAGAGACAAUUGGAAGUUACGACACCAUGGAUCUUUUUAGGCACACUACAGAACUCAGGAUGCAUACUGAGGGAGCAAUAGGUUAUGCAUAUUGGGUCUGCACAACAUUGCAAGAUAAAAGCAACAGAGAAACAGAGCUGUACCAGUACAACAUCCUCCAGAUGAAUGCUAUUCCAGCAGCACAAGUUGUUUUGUGCAAAUAUGUGGAAAGAAUUCAGAAUUAUGCUCCAGCUUUUACAAUGUUGGGUUACUUAAAUGAACAUCUACAACUGAAAAAGGAAGCAGCAGAAGCAUACCAAAGGGCAAUUUUGUUGUUACAGACUGGAGAAGAUCAAGAUAUUUACCAUGCUGCAGUAAGAAAUUAUGGAAGAUUAUUAUGUUCCAUUGGUGAAUAUGAUAAAGCUAUCCAAGCUUUUAAGUCAACACCCCUUAAAGACUUAGAAGAUAUCAUAGGUUUUGCAUUAGCCUUGUUCAUGAAAGGACUGUAUAAAGAGAGCAAUCAAGCCUAUGAAAGAGCCUUGUCUGUUGUUGAAUCAGAGCAAGACAAAGCCCAUAUCUUGACAGCUCUAGCAAUAACAGAAUAUAAACAAGGGAAAAUGGAUGUAGCCAAGUCACUGCUAUUCAAGUGCUCUAUUUUAAAGGAACCAACUACAGAAAGCCUUCAAACCCUGUGUGCCCUAGGGUUGGCAAUGCAAGAUGCUACGCUGUCCAAAGCAGCACUUAAUGAGUUACUGAAGCAUGUCAAACACAAAAGUAGUGAUUAUCAGAGAUGUCUUCUUACUUCAGCAAUUUAUGCACUCCAGGGCCGCAAUGUAGCAGUACAAAGACAAGCUUCAAAAGCUGUCCACAGUAACCCAGCUGACCCUGCUCUUUGGUCUUUGUUGUCCCGAGUUGUUGCUCAGUAUGCUCAACGAAAUGCAAAGGGAGGUGCUAUAGCAGGAAAUGUGGCUCAUAUUUUGGACUCAAAUCAUGGAAAGAAGGCAUUGUUGUACACUGCAGUAAAUCAGUUGGCAAUGGGAAGCAGUACAGGAGAAGAUGAAAAAAAUACUGCACUGAAGACCAUUCAGAAGGCAGCUUUCCUUUCUCCAGGUGACCCUGCUGUCUGGGCUGGGCUGAUGGCAGCCUGUCAUGCUGAUGACAAACUAGCUCUAGUUAACAACACUCAGCCAAAGAGGAUGGAUUUAUACUUGGCAUUGUUCUCUGCUGUUUCUGCUUCAAUUAAGGACAAAGAAUUUCUUGAAAAUUACAACCAAUGUCUUGAAAAAUGGUCUCUUUUACAAGCUGUCACUGGUCUCAUGGACACAGGAAGAAUAUCUGAAGCUGAAUCUCUAUGUACAAAGAAUUUAAAGAAUCACCCUGAUCAGCCAGCUAUUAUCUUACUUUUGAGACAAGUUCAGUGUAAAUCACUCCUAGAGUCACAAAAGCCUCUUCCAGAUGCUGUGCUUGAAGAACUUCAGAAAACAGUAAUGUCCAACUCAACCUCUGUUCCAGCUUGGCAAUGGCUGGCACAGGUCUAUCAGUCCCAAGGAAUGAUGAGUGCUGCAGAGAUGUGUUACAGAAAGAGUCUACAAGUGGCAUCCCAACAGAGCAGUUGGAGUGGGAAGCUCUCAAGUCUGUUGAAACUAGCACUGCUUGCAUUAGAAGUGUGUAUGGCUAAUAUUUCUAGCGAUCACUGGCCAUCUCUAGUUCAAGAAGCUACAACUGAGGCCAUGAAACUUUGCUUUUGUCCAUUGGCUGUCCUUCUGCAAGCUUUAUUACAGUUCAACCUCAAAAUGGGGGCAAGAGAGACACGACGCCUUUUGGAGAGAGUAGUGUAUCAGCCUGGAUAUCCCAAAUCUAUUGUUUCAACUGCACGUUGGUACCUAUUGAGACACCUGUAUGCCAAAAACGACUAUGAGCUCAUUGAUGUGUUGGUAAAGAAUGCUGAAACUCAUAAGGACAGAAGGGCAUUGGAACUGAAUCAGAAAUUGUCCUCCCAAUAACAGGAAGCAAAGAAGCAGCUGUGAGAAUGAAAAAGUGAAUCAAGACUUUUCCCCAAAAGAAGCAUAUUUUAUUACUCAUAUUUUAAAACUGAUUAUAAUUAUCUAUUAGUUUUCUUUUUUUUUAGUCUAAAGAAGUUAAUGUUCUUAAGUUAGAGAUGUAAUUUUCCACUAACUUUAUCUGAUUUUAAACUGAAAAUGUCUUUGUUUUAGGAAGUCCAUGUGGAAAAGAAAACCAUGAUUCUCUUUAUCUUCUGGACAGAUAUCUGUAAACCAUUAUUUUCAUAUUGCCUGGUGCAUAAUAGGAUAUUAUUUUUUGGAUUAACCCUUACAAUAAAGGCUUGAUAACCAUUUUCUAAAUAACAAGAAAAAGCAUAAUUUUCAUUUGUUAAAAAUAAAUUCAAAGAUUUAGUUCCUGUGGAUUUGGGAGUUCUGUAGAUCAACUCAUCAUGAAAUUCAAGUAACCUGUAACCUAACCUGUUUUGUUGCUGUUUCAUAUCAUAGUCUGUUAAAGAAGCACCGUAAAAUGUUUGUGAGUCUUUGAUUGCUAGUGGAUAUGUUUGUAUAGUCAGAACACUCAGGUAUGGCUGCAUUUGAAAACAUUAAUGGACAAUUUUAGAAAAUAAUGCUGAUAUUUAAUUAUGCAUAUAAUUCCUCCAAUUAUGAUGAACUUUCUUAAAUAAAAAGUGUCUAAUUUUC
Molecule: messenger RNA, 5447 nt
Organism: Dipodomys spectabilis (banner-tailed kangaroo rat)
Lineage: Eukaryota; Metazoa; Chordata; Mammalia; Rodentia; Heteromyidae
Gene: Skic3
Product: tetratricopeptide repeat domain 37
Exons: 41
Coding region: 57-4751 (1564 amino acids)
Cellular component (GO): Ski complex
Molecular function (GO): protein binding
Source: RefSeq, a predicted model, not a curated record